AUGGCCAGGAUCACUCUCAUUUCUGUGCUCAUCCUCUGGGCAGCCUCACAGCAGGGAAGAGGAGAUGACACUACAGAAAAAGGCCUCUCUUUGCUGGGGUACCACCUGUGCAACUACACCCUGACCAAAAGUGUGCUAAAAAUGGUUGCCUACCAAAAGUCCUAUGAGAAGAACAUACCCUGUGGAGGGUGGAUCACAUGGAUGGUGUGUCCCCAGACACACCACAGAACGCAGUUUCACAGCGUUGAAAUCCCUGAAACCAUCACUCUCACAGAUUGCUGCGAAGGAUAUGAACAAGCUGGACUCUACUGCUCUCUAGCACUCAAUAGAUCCAGUGUAUUUGCCUCAAGACCUGGUAUUUGUCCAGUGAAGGAUAUGGAAACAUUUGAUUAUCCUUGCACGUUCGAUACUGAAUGUCCAGGGCUGAAAAAAUGCUGCAGCUCAUCCAAAGGAGCAGGCUGUGUGGAUCCCAUGCCAGAGGGGAGGACGUUCUGGUACAACGUGACAGUGCUCGUGAAAAUGGAUUUUAAUGAAUUAAUCCGGGUGGAUCCCCACCUUCUGAAUCAUUCCCGCCUUUUGCACUCUGUGAUCACUGGAGCACUGCAGCCCCUGAAUGCCUCUGUGCACCACAUCCAGAGUGACCGUGGGGACAUCUACGCUGGGACAGUGGCCUCUCAGCUUCUCCUGGGAAUGCAGCAGCCAGCUCCUCUGGCAGAGGUUUCCUCCUCCCUGAAGGCCAUGGUGAAGCGAGUGUAUGAAGUGAUUGACACACAAGUGCAAGAUGUCAAUGAAUGUUCCUAUGCUGAAUUCAACGCUUGCCCUGAGAAAAGCAACUGUGUAAACCUGGAGGGUUAUUACAGCUGCCACCCUCAGCAUGAACAUGCCACUGUCAUCCCUCACUGGCUGAGCCCAAGGAAGGAAGGCAUUGCAGCAUCUACUCCAAUUUCAGUAAAUGCUGUUAACACUGCCACUAGUUAUCCCUCUACAAGGAAAGCAAAUCUCUUGUCCAUAACCAACCAAUCUACAGAUGUUGGGUGCUAUCCCUCUGCAGUUACAAACCAUCGAAUCCUCAGCGUUACCAGCAACAGCUUUGAAAUGUCCUGGCUUGUCAUUCCCACUCUGAACCACACUUUCCAAGUCCGGGUGUCCAAGGGCAAUGAAACUGUGCAAAACCUGCAGACAGAGGAAAUGCACAUGGAUGUGUCUCACCUGGAAGCAGGUGUGAUGUAUUCAGUAGAGAUCAGCUAUGAAACUUGUGGGAAAAUCAUUAUCUCCCAUCAAAAUGUUAAAACAGAGGCCAAGAUAUUUGAUGUUACUAUGAGGAUUCUCAACUACAACUUCACUGAUGAUUUCCAUAAUUCCAGCAGCUCAGCGUAUGAGGAAUUUUCAAGACUGUUGCUUACAGAGCUUGAAAAUUCAUUUCCACCCAACAUUUCUGCCUUGUACAAACCUGGGAAGCUGAAAGUGCAAAUUGUAUCCCUGGCAGCAGGAAGCAUCAUUGUGAGGCUCAGAAUCACCGUGCAGGAUCCCGAGUUUCCAGUGGACGCCUCCACAUUUGCCCCAGUGCUUUCCUACCUGCACAAUGGCUCCGUGCUUGUGGUGGAUCAGCAAAACACUGCAGUAAAAGACUGGGAUGAAUGUGCUUCCCAAGCUGAGAAUGACUGCUCUGUGUUUGCAGAGUGUAUCAAUUUGAUGGGCUCCUACAUGUGCAAGUGCAAGACAACCGUGGAUACCAAUCCAUCCCGACCUGGAAGAAACUGUGAGGGUGAGAUUGUGGAUCCUCUCACUGAAACCAUGGCUUCUGAAACAAGAAACAGCAGGGACUUUGCCCUCGAAGAAGGAAGCCCUGCAGGCCCUGCUCCCGCUGCCACCACCGAGACAAUGGCGGCUGCAGGCUCUGUGUCAAGCACCGCCAAGCUUCUCCCUGCCGCGCUGGCCCUGGGUGACAAACGAGCGUCCCAAGGUCCCACCAGUGCUCCUCCAACCCCUUGGCAAAAAGGCCUGGCCCCACAGAUGGGUUUCAGCGGGGGCAGCAGCCCCACGGCCAGCAGGGCCCUGCCCGUGGGCACAGGAGCCACAAGUCGGUCACGGCAAAGCUCCGCUGCCACGGCUGCUGUACCAAACAGCCCCAGGGGCACGGCGGGGCCAGAGCAGCUCGCUGCAGUUUGGGGGCUCCCAAACCGAACAGCCUCAGGUGCCAGCAGCGCUCGCACGGCUGCUGCCGUGCCCCGAGGUGGCCCUGGCACCGUCCUGCUGGCCACAGGCAGCGCUGCCAUCGCCACCCUCCGAGCAGAUGGAGAGCAGGGCAGGGAGAACAGCUCUCGGUCAGAGGGACCCACGGCAGCCUUGGGGUCACCAGCUUUGCCAGGCUCCUCUCCAGCCCCCAGCCCGUUCCGCACCUUCCAGAAACUUAGUGGCACAGUUUGGAUAACAAACAUGGAAUACUCUCCAGGCUUUAGCAAUACAAGCAGUGAGGAAUAUCAAACGUUUGCACAGCUCUUUGUUGAUGAAGUGCAUAAAUCUCUGCCCCUUGAGGUGCUCCAGCAGAUGGAUGCUGGUCUGAUUAAAGUGCUGGUAACGGGUGUUACUAAUGGGAGCACAGUGCUAAGUUUCAAUCUGCUGCUUGCAGAAGAAGUGGAUGUCCACCAUGUCAUCACCACUUUUUGUGAAGCCUUGGAACACAGCUCCUACUUCACCAUGGACAGGAACAACCUCUCCAUACAUGCUCUUCCCUUCAGCCAGAAAGCAACAGUGAUGGAUAAGAAACCAACAGUGAUGGAUAAGAAAAAUGUGCACAGCACAAUUUUACCUGUGACAUCUUCGCAAACUUCAGCUCAUGUUUCCUCCCCUGCUUCACUGGACUUCUCUCCUGCUGAGCACAAAGCUCUGGUGGACACCAGGUUCUCCAGCACGGUGCUGACUCCUCUCACCACCAAUCCCAUGGCAACUCCUGAUGUUUCUCCUCCAGCAUCUCCAGCUCCCCUUGUCAAACCCACCCGAGAGGUUUCCAUUAAAGAAGCAGUGAGUGUGUUUUGUGAAAUUGAGAGGAUCGUCCUUGCCAUCCAGAAGAGAUUCUUGCAGCAGGAGUCCAUCCCAGAGAGUUCCCUGUUCCUGGGGGAGCCUGGCUGCAAUGUGAGCACCAGCAAUGGCACCCAUGUUGUGCUGCAGGCGGGCUGGAGCGACUGCGGCACCCAAGUUGAGACUAACAUGACUACUACCGUGGUGAAAACCACCCUUCGGAAUGAUGUUUCUGCUCAGGGAAUCAUCCACCACUUGAACAUUGCCAGUCCCAUCCACUGUGUGUUUCAAAAUGAUGUCUUGACUUCCUCUGGGUACACUGCAGAUGGACUUUACACCAUCUUUGAGGAUUUGCACGGAUCUGGACACUUCAGAACAGAAAUGCAGUUGUUUAUUGGAAACUCCCCAGUCCCCAGAAAUUUCAGUGUCUCUGCCAGUGAGGAUGUGCUGAUUGAAGCGGGGAUGCAGAGGGCAGACAGCAAGCUCAAGGUGGUUCUCACUGACUGCUGGGCCACUCCAACCAAUAAUUCUGUGGAUCCCCUGUCAUUUGUUUUUAUCAGCAACAGCUGUCCCAUCCCAAACACUUACACCACUCUGCUGGAAAAUGGGAAUUCGAGCAAAGCUCAGUUUAAGAUGAAAAUUUUUUCCUUUGUCAACAACUCUGUGGUUUACUUACACUGCAGAAUUCGUAUUUGUAUGGAGUCACCAGGAAGCACCUGCAGGACUAGAUGCCAUGCAAGGGCUGGACUCCUGAAGGCUGGAGAAACCCUCGCCCUGCACAGAACAUCCUGGGGACCCCUGUGUAAAUCAGCUGCAUCUGAUUCGAAGAGAGGGAAGGAGGCUGGAAUGGGAAUUGGAUACAUCAUCCUCAUAGCCCUUGCUGUGUUUGGUUUUGUGCUGGGAGUUGUGACCCUUCUCAUUUUCCAGUACCAGCGAAAGACGGGGAGAUACAACCUCAGGAUCAAGUCUGACAACUUCAGCUACCAAGUGUUCUAUGAUUAGUGAUUCCCAGGUUGCCACAUUGGGAUCAUAUCACAAGGAGAUCUGAAGUUUGUCUUCACUCAGCAUUUGGCUUUCCUUGCUCUACACAACACU
This is a messenger RNA of Pseudopodoces humilis (Tibetan ground-tit), 4113 nucleotides long. The record is from RefSeq and is a predicted model, not a curated record. Lineage: Eukaryota; Metazoa; Chordata; Aves; Passeriformes; Paridae.